ACCUUUACAACCAGAACAGGUACAACAACACCCCUGACUUGUCUACCAACAAAUAUCACCCCAAUUGGAGGAAUCAUCCCAACCUUCGAUAUGGAAAUCAGCAGCCUUCCCAACAACAGCUUACCGUUCCAUUACCCCAGCCACAUCACACCCCUCCAGCUACUACUUCCGGACCAUCCUUGGAAGAUCUUGUUAAGCAAAUGGCCGUGAACAACCUUCAGUUUCAACAAAGAACCGACACUAGCAUUCAGACCUUGACCACACAGAUGGGGCAACUUGCUACUCAAAUAAAUAAUAUGCAAGCUCAAGGUUCGAACCAACUUCCAGCACAAACUGUUGUCAAUCCGAAUGGUAAUGCUAAUGUGAGCGCUAUUUCUUUGAGAUCCGGAAAGGUUACAGAACCAGCCCCUGAAAAAAAUAAAAAAAUCAUUGAGGUAACUUCUGAACUCUCUUCUUCUGAACCUCCUCCAGCUGAGCUUUCUUCUCCUUCUUCUGUUGUGGUCGGAACUGAAAAAAAUAAAGAAAAGGAGUAUGUGCCACCAGUUCCUUUCCCACAUAGAGUUCUGAAAAAUAAAAGAAUUGAGGAAGGAGACAAAGAAAAAGAAAUUCUGGAUAUGUUCAGAAAAGUAGCGGUAAAUAUUCCGCUUCUUGAUGUGAUUAAGCAGGUUCCAAGGUAUGCAAAGUUUCUGAAGGAUUUGUGUACAAACAAGAGAAAAGUAAAAGGAAGUGAUAGAGUCAACUUGGGAAGAAGCAUCUCUGCUUUCAUUCAGCCCGAACAAAGUGUUUCGGCCAUCUCUCAGGUCUUGCCACAAAAGUGCAAGGACCCGGGAACUUUUACUAUUCCUUGUACCAUCGGGGAUAAG
This is a messenger RNA of Vicia villosa (hairy vetch), 863 nucleotides long. RefSeq lists its product as uncharacterized. The record is from RefSeq and is a predicted model, not a curated record. The annotation marks the transcript as partial. The transcript has a single exon. NCBI's taxonomy places the organism in Eukaryota, Viridiplantae, Streptophyta, Magnoliopsida, Fabales, Fabaceae.